Molecule: messenger RNA, 333 nt
Organism: Pseudozyma flocculosa PF-1
Lineage: Eukaryota; Fungi; Basidiomycota; Ustilaginomycetes; Ustilaginales; Ustilaginaceae
Exons: 1
Coding region: 1-333 (110 amino acids)
Source: RefSeq, a predicted model, not a curated record
AUGGCCUCCGCAGGGCACUCGUGGAUGUGUCAGGACCUGCUCGCUCGCAUCGAUGACAGCUUCCCCAUCUGGCUUCGAUCGCUGCCUUGCCGCUACCACACCGACCCAUCUGACUCGAGCAAGGACGUAUACGAAGUCGCACCCUCCUCGACCGGGCUCGGUUUGAGCAAGAGUGCAGCGAGAUGCUCGAGCGGCCGCAGAACCCGGAUCUCUUCCAGAACAUCGGGUAGUAGACCCCCCUUCUUGAUUCAGUCGGAGGGGGCCUGGAACAGAGGGUCACGAGCUGCCUGCUCUGCCUGCAAGGCUGCAUGCUGUCCAGCCCCUGCCGUAUAA